Messenger RNA from Ctenocephalides felis (cat flea), 1117 nucleotides. Its product is annotated as venom acid phosphatase Acph-1-like. NCBI's taxonomy places the organism in Eukaryota, Metazoa, Arthropoda, Insecta, Siphonaptera, Pulicidae. The transcript is spliced from 8 exons. The record is from RefSeq and is a predicted model, not a curated record. Gene Ontology annotation, molecular function: phosphatase activity. Bases 29 to 1117 code for a protein of 362 amino acids. Gene Ontology annotation, biological process: dephosphorylation.
UCAGGCAUCAACAGAUUCUACAUUAUUGAUGGCUAAAGUGAUUUUUCGCAAUGGAAAACAAACGCCUCCAGAAGAAAAUCAAUUAAAAGAACUUAUUGAAAAUAUCAAAUUGAAGAAACCAUUUGAAAUACGACCGUUUGAAAUGAAAGAUUUAACGGAAGAAGGUAAACUUGAUAUGUACAAUCUUGGCAUAAAAAUUAGAAGAUGGUACAAAAACAGUUUAUUCAAUAAUCAAGAUCUUCAAGACGAUAAAAUAAAAAUUGAAUCAAUAUCUCAAGAAAGUUGUAAGAAAAGUGCCUCUUUAGUUAAAGAAGGAUUAUUGAAGAAGGAAUAUAAAAAAAAUUUAACGACAAAUAAAAAUGCAAUACCUUUAGCUCAUGAUUCGAUUAGCCAAAUAUAUGGAAAUGGAACCUGUCAACCUUUUAAAGAAAUGCUUAAGGAUGUUGAACAUGACUUUCUUAAAUUCAGACCAUUUAAUAAUACAAGAGAAACAUUAGGAAAUAAUAUUGGUCUCGAAAAACCUAAAAAUCCAUAUUUAUUAUUAUCCUACGAUCCUAUAAAACCCCAAUAUAUGUGGAAAAUACAUGAAUAUUUUCAAGCACAGCGAUUUGGAGGUAAACCUUUAGAUGAUUGGUUAACUGAAUCUUUGAUGUUAGAUAUGAAAGAAAGCAGUAAAUUAUUUGUAGCAUCAUUAUUCCAAUAUACAUAUGCCAAAAAAAUAUCAGCAGGUGCCUAUACUAAUAGCAUUUUAGAAGAAUUCAGAAAAAUCAAGACCAAUCAGAAUGGACAACCUCCUCUACAAUUAUUGUGUGCUGAUGAAUUAAUAGUUGCAGCAGCCAUUGCAGUUUUAACUAAACCAGAAAAUAAUAUUUGUGGAAGUAAAUUUGACAUGGUUGUUCCAAAACAUGGCACAGCUUUGAUUGUAGAACUACAUAAAAGUCAAGAUCAGCAUUUUGUCAAAGUUUUACAUUGGAAUUCUAAUGCAGAUGAACCAAAAGAGAUAAAAUAUAAAUCUUGUCAAAAUGGAUGCACUUUUGAAAAUUUUGAGAAGAUGCUGAAGGAAACUAUUACAUCUUAUGAUGAUGAUGACUUUGAUGAGUGCGGAAUUCCAAUAUAG